This is a messenger RNA of Haliotis rufescens (red abalone), 4091 nucleotides long. RefSeq lists its product as uncharacterized. The record is from RefSeq and is a predicted model, not a curated record. The transcript has 10 exons. Bases 310 to 2376 code for a protein of 688 amino acids. Lineage: Eukaryota; Metazoa; Mollusca; Gastropoda; Lepetellida; Haliotidae. Gene Ontology annotation, biological process: neuron projection development; regulation of apoptotic process. Gene Ontology annotation, cellular component: plasma membrane.
UGGAGUUCUUUUGACGAGGUUUCAAGCCACGUCAUUAUAAACAGCUAUUGGCUAACGUCAGGUGAAAAGGCGCUAAGGGAAGUCCCAAUGAAUCAAUAACACUCAUGGGCGCGGCAGAGAUCGUUAAUCUACUCCUGAGGCCUGUCCCUUAGUAUAACGGCUCGGAUCUCACUGAUCCAAAGGUGUGGUGUGGGACAUAAUGCGGGUGUGAACGUCAAGAUGUAAUUCGACGCUGAAUGACUAGUGUGGUCUGAAUCGUUCUACUGUCGGAAUAGAGAGGACUGAUAGUAGCCAAGACGACCAGACAGCAUGACGACAAGGACAGAGAACAGAGUGGCGUCAAGGAGAGAGGAUGGAAUGACUUCGAGAAGGCCGGACAAUAUGACGUCAAGGGGAGAGGACAGAAUGACUUCGAUACGGCCGGACAAUAUGACGUCAAGGGGAGAGGACAGAAUGACUUCGAGAAGGCCGGACAAUAUGACGUCAAGGGGAGAGGAUGGAAUGACUUCGAGACGGCCGGACAAUAUGACGUCAAGGGGAAAGGACAGAAUGACUUCGAGACGGCCGGACAAUGUGACGUCAAGGGGAGAGGACAGAAUGACUUCGAUACCGCCGGACAAUGUGACGUCAAGGGGAGAGGACAGAAUGACUUCGAUACGGCCGGACAAUAUGACGUCAAGGGGAGAGGACAGAAUGACUUCGAUACGGCCGGACAAUAUGACGUCAAGGGGAGAGGACAGAAUUAUGUCAAGCAGAGAAGACAGAAUAUCGUCGAGAGGAACAAACACCAUGACGUCAAUCGUAGAGGACAUAAAGACGUCGAAUCAAGCAUUGUUUUUACGUAGAGGAGACAAUACAUCAUUGAACAGCGGGAACAAGACAUUGAGUUUCAAGGACAGGAGCACAUCAAGUGGCCAGGACAGGAUGUCGUCGAGCAGAGGGGUAUUUCAUACAAGUGGGAAUGACAGACGAGGCAUGUCGAGUGGUCUACAAACUACAACACAUGUACAAGUUGAUACUGCCGAGACUCAUGCUGAGGAAGAGCCUUUUCAGAAGAUGAAGACGACAUUCAAUCUCCUGAAGAGUGUUUUAGCCGAAAGUUUGGCUGAAACUGAUAAAAGGCCUAGCAAGCGAUAUCCCCUAAAAUCAGUGCAAGAAAACAAAGAAAUACAGAGGCUAGUCGCCAAGGUCGAUCAACUGAUGCAAAUGAUGAGGGAAAUGUCAGAGCAAUCAGACCGAAAACGCGUAGAACUGGAGAGAGAAAAUGCCAUUCUACAGAACAAGUUGGUUGAAGCCCAUGAUUCUGAAGCAACAGCUAAAGGGAACUGUGAUUUUCUGGAGCAACGUGUAACAUAUCUGACAGGGAAAUUGGAAGCCUACGAAACGAAGGAAUUUGAGCACAAGCUAACUCAGACAACACAGGACAACAACGAAAUACACACACUUCUUCGAAGGAGUGUGUCCCAUGAUGACCUUGAUGAGAACGGUGUUCAUGAUCAGUCCUUCGGCAGACAUUCCAUCAAUAGGUGGAGAUCAACAACCACAGUUGAUACCCGAGACACAGGUUUCAGUGAGACUAUUAUUGAAACAAUUCACAAGGAUGUCGAGGAAAUACGGAAAAAUAUUGAACAAUUAUUUGAAGCUGCUUCCACCUGCCCUACACCAACAACCACGUUUCCACCACUUCCGCCUCUAAUUAGAGGUUUUUGUGUCAACAUCCAGGACGCAGUCAGUUCAGAGAAAAGUCGGAUGAAUAAGUUCUCAAGAUGUAUUGGAGUGAACCAGUCCAGACUUUGUCAAUUAAAGGAUGAACAUGACUACAAACAGGACCUGCCAAGUGUGUACUGGGCCGUCAUCUACGAGUGGAACAGCAUCAAUAAUACCGAGGCAAAUCGUGCAACCAUGUUGGACCAGCUCAUACAGGCAUGCGAUGCGUGUUGGAUAACUAAUCCAUUAUCAGUGCGCCCGAUGCCAACCAAAGAUCGUCUGAUCAUUGAGAAAAAUUACUCGUACCUGGUGGAGCACCUCAUGGUGCGACCAGCUCUCGUCUACCUACGGGACUCUCAGAAGAUCACUCCAAACAUAGUCCAGUAUGUGCAGGAUCCCCAGCCAAACCCAGAUCAAGUCCAGAGGUUUGUGGAAGUCCUACCCGUGUGUGGUGGCCAGGCUCUGGACAUCUUCGUGGACGCUCUGCAGAAAUCUGAACAACAACAUAUUGUAGAUGUCAUGGUUGCCUCAGAACCAAGGAGGUUUCAAGAUCCAAUGCACAAAGACCAGCAAGGAAUAUACAGAAGAAAAAGUGAAAAGACAGAGAAAAAGAAAUUCAGCUUUAAGACUUUCAAUUUUUUUCCAAUCUUCAACUUGAAAACGAAAUAAACGCAACAAGAACCAUUUCUUUGAAAUCUUCGUAGAAAGGGUAUGGUCGAUUAUCAUACCUUCAUUUUUUAUUUUUUUUUAAGUAAUGUCUGAUUGUUACAACUGAAAUAUUACGUUUUAUUUCGACAACGCUGAUUGAAAUGACUUCUCUUAAAAUUGGCAUCAAUUCGGAUGAGACAAGAAAGUGUUGUGGCAACACAGUUUAUUAUACCUUAGAAUAGUGAGGCACGAAAAAAGUGUGUAUAGUGAUGUGAAAAAUGGCAAAUUGAUAAAUCCGAUAUCACUAGAAUACAUUUAAGAAAGAAACAGCUGAAUGCUUUCGGUGCCAUCUAACCUAUGCCAUAAAGUUUUGUUUUUUUAUACUUGGAGGUGUUCAAUCUACUGGCUUUUUGUUUGCUUGCUUGUUGUUUCAGGAGUAAAAUUACUUUUAUUUGUGUAGAUUACAUUAAUAAUGUGUGCUUCGCAUACGGUUCUGGUCAUAGUGACCAAGUCAAGUACGUCAACGUCUGUAUUUUCAUGAUUUUGUGGUAUGUUCGCGGCAUAGUGCUUAUUUCCGUUCCAAUGUCCUCUGACGGUUCUAUCAUUCAGAAUGUUCAAAGCUUUCUUAGAUAAACUAUUUACAUGGAGGUAUAGUUACUUGGCUAGAUAUAUAUCGUUUUUGUCAGUGUAUAUUGGGGGACUGUUUAUUCACUUUGUGGGGUUCAUGGCUCGUACCAAAGGGGGGAAAAAGAGGGAAAGAUGUUUGGCAGAAUUAUUUAUGAUAUUGUGUAACUGUUGAAAUAUUAAAACAAUGAAAUAAACAAUUAAGAAAGUUGUUUCAUUUAACGGGGUCUUUGUUGAGGACUAGUCUAUUCGCCGUCCUUAUCAUACCUAAAUGCAUGGUUAGCCGGUUGGCUCUUGUAGCCUAGCGCGUCCUUCCAUCAGGACUGACAUGUCGGUUAUUUGGUGAUUUAUGUCAUCAGGUCUUUGAAAGACCUUUAGAAGUAAAACACAUAAGGAAGAGAACUUAUGGAUGUCAACAUACUGUAAAGUGUUGGCUUCCAUUGUCUAUUGCUAAUCACUUAUCAGCGCCAAUCAUCUGUUGGCUUCCCUUGUUAGUUUCCACUCCUUGUUGAGUUUCCACGUUUUGUUAUCUUAUUAAUUGUACAUACCGUAUUCAACGUAAUAAGCGCCCAGGGCGCUCUCCAAAUUAGGAAUAGGGGGCUCUUAUUAGAAUAUUAUUUUGGAGAAAAAAAACAGAGUUCCAAGGUAAAUUUCGUGGUUUAUGCUGACAGUCUGAAAUGUUUAUGUACGACAGAUAUAUUUUUCCAGAAUUUAAUUGCCCAUAAUUAAGGGUGCAUAUAACACACGAGUGCAUAUUAUACGCGAAUAAAUAAGUCUUGCGUACAUUGAUAAAUUGGAAGGGGUGCUAAUUGGGAUUGUUCACUAGCCAAUAUAUUAACAAAUGUUGCCGUGGGCGCUUAUUAGAGCGGGGCGUUUAUUACGUCGAAUACGGUAUAUAUGAUCUCUGCCUCAUGGCAUUCAUUCACCUGAUGAAGGAGUAAGCAUGUUCUCUGAAACGUUGUGUUCCUCAUAUUAAAGAAGUUGACAUCCAUAAAUUCUCUUCCUUAUGAUUUAUGUCAUGUAUAACACGCAGCGUCUGUUAUUCGAAAAUCUUUCCUUUAAAUGUUCCUCGUCUUUUAUGCAGUUUGCUUUCAAAUAAAUAGUGUUUGUUC